This is a messenger RNA of Vanderwaltozyma polyspora DSM 70294, 4137 nucleotides long. RefSeq lists its product as uncharacterized. Gene Ontology annotation, molecular function: GTP binding. Gene Ontology annotation, biological process: axial cellular bud site selection; protein localization to bud neck. Bases 1 to 4137 code for a protein of 1378 amino acids. Gene Ontology annotation, cellular component: cellular bud neck contractile ring. The record is from RefSeq and is a predicted model, not a curated record. NCBI's taxonomy places the organism in Eukaryota, Fungi, Ascomycota, Saccharomycetes, Saccharomycetales, Saccharomycetaceae. The transcript has a single exon.
AUGAUACCCAACGAUGCAGAAGGUGCAAUGGAUUCCCUUCUUAAGGAAAUUGACCAUGAAAUGGAAGUAACAAUUGGCACCAUCGAUGCCCAAGAAGACCAUUCGAAACAAAAAGAAGAAACUGAAGCGACAAAUCAACAAACUUGGAAACUACCAUUACAAGAUAUUGGCGAUGAGACAAUGGAUAUGUUAGUUAAACAUAAUACAAAAAAUAACGUCAUAAAUCCGAAUUUCAACAAGAAAGAUGUGGACACUAAUGAAUCUCCCAAAAAUAACAACGAUAAAAAUGUUGUUUUCAAUGAUAAUGUACAAUUGCUUGAACUUUCAGCUAAUAUGGAUGAAAGUGUUUUAAUGAGUACACCAACAAAAUCUGACAUUGAUAUAUCUCCAAACAAAGUAUUAAUUAAUUUAGGUGAUGACAUAGCAAAUGAAUCUAAUGAAGAUAAUAAAUUACCAUUAGAUAAUAAAACUGAAAGUGAAGAUUCUGAUUUAGUUUCGACAAUGCUACUAUCCAAAAUACCCAUUACUCAUACUGAAAACAUUAAUGACUUUUAUGAAAAAAAAUCUACUGAUAUCAGAGCUUCCACAAGCAGAAUUUCUUCUGUAUCCUCAGAUAUAGAAGGAACUCCUUUACCCACUACAGUUCAAACUGAUCAAUUUGAAUUGUUGAAACAAGCUAUGAAACAAACUUUCGAAGAAGACAACAAUUCUAAUAUCGAUAUUUCUCCAUUGAAAGAAUCCCUAUUAUCUUCUGAAUUAAAAACCAAACAAAAUUUAUCAAUUGAGCAAAAUGAAGAAACUUCUGUUGAUUCAAUUGAUAACUCAGUCAUACACAAUUCUGAAUACGAGGUCCACGCCAGAAGUAAUGAAAGAGAAGAAGAAAACGAAAACGACUUCGAAAAUUCAAUCGAAGAUUUAGAAAUUUCAACUCAUGUCAUUGAGAAAUCUCCUUCAAUUGAAGCUAUUUCAACUUUGGACCCUAAUACAGACAAUAAUAAAGAACAUUUUAUAAUUAAUAAUAUUACUAAGGAUAGUACAUUUAUAGAGGUUACAUCUGAUUCUAAAAUCCAAAUUGAUUUAAAAGACUCUCCAGAAAAUACUUUACAUACCAAUGAAGACCAAAAAGAAGCUAAUACAGAAAAUGUAGCGUCUGAAACUAAUAUUAAAGAAACAGAUCAAGUUAUUCAUAUACCCACACUAACUGAAGAAGAGAUUUCUACUAUAACUAACAUUACAAAUGAUACAGAAACUACCGAAGAAGGUUCCAAAGCUGAGGAAGAUGCAAAGAAUUCAGAUGUAAGCAAUUCUCAGAACUCUGAAUCCAUUAAUACAACAAUCACAAAUUCUCUCAUCGGUAUUGAUCAAAACUUGACUAAUAAAUCUUCUGACAUUACCAAUGAUUACGAGGAACCACCAAAGGAAAAUGAACUCAAGAGCAGUCCGGAUGUUAUUGAAAAAGGUCAUAGUUCUAUAGAACACUUUGAUGAUGAAAAAAUUACAAACAGUAGCGCUUUAGGUACAUCAAAUUAUAUAUCUAUUCCUUUGGACACAUUGCAAGAAGCUACUCCUGUUACUGAUUCUGGUAAAACAUUUGAAUUACAAAACCAAGAUUCUGAUAACAUCAACUCGGAACGUAUUCAAAAUCUAAAUGGCAGUACACCGGUUGAGGAAAAAUUCAAUGCUGAUGAUGAAUUGUUGAAAACAAACCAAUCUCACAUCACUCAAAAUAAAGAUAAAUCCAAUAUUAAUGAAAUUGAUAAUAGUGGUACUACAUCCAUUGUGAGUGACCAUGUUGUUGCUCCUAUUCUACCACCAUUACCUAAAAUUGACAAAAUAUUUAUCGAUGAUCCAUUUGGAGAGGAAUAUGAUAUCUCAAAUGACUCAAUUGAUUUAACAAAGUCAACAAGACCCGGUGAUUAUCUAUCUAUAUGGCAUAUUCAAGAAGAAGAACUGAAACAAGUUUCCCCAGCAUCAACAACAAAUUCACAAUUUUCCAAUCGCAUCCUGUCUAAUGCAAGUUCCAAUGCAUCUGCCGAAUCAAGGAUCUCUUCAACUGCAUUCAAGUUCAAACCAAGAAUUGUUAGCAGAAGUAGAUAUAUUAACCCAGAGAGCAGAGUUAACAGUUUUAACAUUUCCGAAGAAAUGAUAUUACCUCAAUUAUAUGGUGCUUUAGAUCCAAUGAGAAGGAGUUCUAGGAUGUCAAGAACAAUACAAAAUUCAAUCAAAGCCAAUAGACAGAAGAGUGAACAAUAUGCUGGUACUAGAAAGUAUUCUAUAGAAAUACAACCUAACCAGGAAAGUAGAAUUUCCAGCAGAAUUAUUAGCAAUAAGUUGGAAGAAGUUAGUUCCGAAAAUGACAAGGUGGAGACCAUGAAUAAUUCAAUUACAAUGGAUGGAAGUUUCCAAUUAUUACCUUCAUUUCUUGAUAAUUCGUUUGGCGAGCAGCUAGAUUUGACCUUUUCUAAAUUUGCAAAGGAUGUAUUAUCACUUCGUAGUUCAUCUUUGGCCCAAUCUGAGAUACAUGACAAUAGUAUAAACAUCUGGGGUGAAGAUAAUUUUAUUGGAAAUACAUCUAAAAACAAUGAUCACAAUGCAAUGUUGGAUUCCAAAAAUAAAUUAUUGGAAGUCACAGAUGAUGAGAAAAGCAUCUCUGAGUCUAUCAAUAAAGAUAUCUUUGCUGACGGUAUUUUGAAAAGUUCUAUUUUCAAUGAUAUUACUGUUAGCCGUGGAUUAAAUAUCAAUGGACUUGAUGUUGAUUUAAGUGAUUCUGAGAGUGUUAGAGUUAGUCUCUUAACAGCGGAAACUGAUGCAAGUGAAUCUGGUACUCCAAUUAAGAAUACUGUGAAAGAUUCUCAUGUUAGUAGUCCAUUUAAGGUUGUUAAUAUAAGUAAAUGGAAAAACCAAGAUGGCCCUGAAAGCGAUCAUGAAGUCGAAGAAAUUGCAGAAAUUCAAAUUGAAGCUGAGAAAUCUUCGGAAUCAAUAGCCGACAUUUCACCAAUUAAGAUGAAACCAUUUGUUGAUACAGUUGUGAUAGAAGAACCUUCUCAAACCGCUUUAGUCGAUGCUGGUAGUUUAUAUUUAAAACUAAAAGGUUGUCUAAAUAUUAAAUUAACUGGAAUAAAACAUCACGACGCCAGAUAUUGUUUUGAGUUCGAUAACGGUAGAAAUAGUAUUCAAACAGCAUGGGCUGUUAUUCCGUCUGAUGGUGACAUUAGGGUCAACCAUGAUUUUGAAAGUACUGUUUUCGAGGUUGGAUCCAAACUUUACGUCACAUUAAAGUGUAAAUAUACUCCACCAAAGACAGAAAUUGUUGAGGUAGUGGAAAAGGUUUUGAUCCCAAAAAAAAAAUUAUUUGGUAAGGCAGAGUAUAAGUAUGAGAAAAGGUUUGUUCAAAGAGACAGUAAGAAAGAUGAGUGGAAUAACUUAUUUGCAAGAGAUGGUUCUUUUGGUCGUGCUGAAGUUUUAUUGGAUCACACCUUUUUAAAUAGUGUCAAAUAUAAUAAAAGAAACUGUACAUUUGAUAUGAUGAAUGAGUGGACUAGAUUGAAUGAUAAAGAAAAUAUCGAAAAUGUUUUUAACAUUCCAAGAAAGCCAAAAUAUAAAGUAGCUGAUCUGAAAAUGGAAGUAUGUUACUUAGAUAGAGUGUCUAACAAAGAAGUAUUCCCAGUAUCAUUUGAUAAAUGUGAAAUGAUCAUUAAGAAAUACAAGGAACAACUACUGAUUUCCAAAGAAGGAUAUUUAAUGCAAGAAGGUGGAGAUGUAUGUAAUAAUUUGGUUAGAAGAUUUUUCAAAUUGCAAGGUACUGAUUUAAUUGGCUAUCACGAAGUUAGUAAUUUACCAGUGGUUACUAUCAAUAUGUUAAAGGUUAUUGACGUUGUUAGUUCUGAUGAUUUGAAAGAAGAAGAAGGAAAACAAAGAUCAGGUAAUAGUAAAAGAAACUUUACUGAUCAUGUUUUAUUUGGUGGGUGCAUUCAAUUGGUAUUUACCGAUGAAGAAGUUAUUAAUCUAUAUGCUGACACAUCAGCACAAGAAAAAAUUGAGUGGUAUUCUAAGUUAAAGAAAACAGUUGAUUUAAAUAUUUGCCAUCAACCAUGGGUUACUAAAUUAGCGGAAGCCCAAAAACUUGAAGAAUGUUAA